ACUGAAUCCUUCACUUUCAGUCAUGGCUGUCCGUCUACGCUUUGCAUUGCAUGGCCCUCGUCACAACCGUAUAUUCCACCUUGUGGCCAUUAAUCAUACCAAUCGGCGCAAUGCAAAGCCUAUCGAAACUCUGGCGAUCUUCGACCCUCGCCUGAAACCCGGCGAAGACCAUAAGACGGUCGAAUGGAGUGUGGACCGUAUCAAGUACUGGUUACGCGAGGGUGCAGAACCGACUAAAUCUGCUAUUAAGCUUCUUACGAUGGGCGGUAUUCUUACACCCAAUUCCCGAUUCCACAAGGAAUUAGGAAUGGACCAAGCAUCCAAAGCACAACAGACCUCGAAUACUGAAAACUAGUAGUGGGGUUUCUCCGUCUCUCAUGGCGCUACUGUCAUACACGGCACUCUGAAGAGGGAGAAGUUGGUACAACGGUCAAGCGGGAAUGAGCGCGUCACGGAGAGGGCGUAUGAAGAUUCUGUCGUGAUCUAGACUUGAGCCCUCAGAGGGUUGCCGUGUAUGAGCUUCGAUUGCUAUGGUAUACUAUCUCAUUCUUUAUAUAAUUGCAGCAGGAUAUCAAUGGAAAUGCUGUCAUGAAUCACC
This is a messenger RNA of Somion occarium, 598 nucleotides long. Lineage: Eukaryota; Fungi; Basidiomycota; Agaricomycetes; Polyporales; Cerrenaceae. The record is from the annotation of a GenBank genome assembly.